UUUAAUUGACUUAAUAAAAUUAAGGUCAUGAAUGAGGCCGUCAUUGUAACCGGGCAUCCGGAGAGUGGCUCAUGACCGGAGGGCCCGACCCUGUGCGCGUUGUUGAGAGCGGCGCAGGCCAAUUUAUUCCAGUAAGAGCUCUAGGGUCACGGCAGCGGGGCCCGGGCCUGACCAGCUCUCCUGGGGCCCUUUCACUGCUGGCUGCCCAGCACCCGCCGGCCCGUCUGCCAGGAAGUGCCGUCAUCUCCCGCAGCUAUGGCGGGGCUUCGCCCCUCGCCAAGCGGCAGCAGGUGAGCCCGGCUGCCGCCGCGGCGAAGGCCACGAUCCUCCGCAGACAGGCCUGGAAAUGCGUGCCCGAGCGCCGCGUGUGCCAUCUGCGGGGCUUCCGCGGGCCGCCGCUGCGCGGGCGCGCCGAGGGAGGUCUCCCCCAGGUGUCCUUCCUGCCCCUUCGGUGCUCGUCCCUGCGGUGGCGCUCGGCGGGAGGGGCGGGGGCCGUGCCGAGCGGCGGCGCGCGGGGCCCGCCCAGCGGGGCGCGUCACGGCGCGGCGGCGGCGCGCGGCGAGGCGGGGGCGGUGCCGGCCGCAGUCAGCACGGGGCAGCGAGUGGCGCGCUGGCUGCGCGCACCCUGCACACGGCGCGCUGCCACGGAGGGAGCGAGCACCAUGUGCCGGCCAGCGCUCGCCCGGCUGCUGCUCUUCCAGCUGCUGCUGCUGAAGGUGCAUCUCGGCAAAGGCGCCGUCAAGGAGUGCGAGGAGAACCAGUUCCAGUGCCGGAACGAGCGAUGCAUCCCCGCCGUCUGGAAAUGCGAUGAGGACGACGACUGCUCGGAUAACAGCGACGAGGCGGAUUGCCCAAAGAAAACUUGUGCCGAGUCAGAUUUCACUUGUGACAAUGGCCACUGCAUCCCAGCGAGGUGGAAAUGUGAUGGUGAAGAAGAAUGUCCUGAUGGGUCAGAUGAAUCAGAAGCAGCAUGCACCAAGCAAGUAUGUCCAGCUGAAAAAAUUAGCUGUGGAGACUUAAGCAACAAAUGUAUCCCGUCGUCCUGGAGAUGUGAUGGGCAGAAGGAUUGUGAAAGUGGUAUUGACGAGGCUGGUUGCACUCCUGCCUGUUCUCCCAAUGAGUUCCAGUGCAGUAACAAGUCAUGCAUCUCCAUCAUCUUUGUGUGUGACGGUGACAAUGACUGCGGGGAUGGCAGUGAUGAAAGAAAAUGCUCCCCUCUGACCUGCAACCCCAAUGAGUUCCAGUGUAACAACAGCGUGUGCAUCCCAGAACUGUGGGUCUGCGAUAACCAGCCGGACUGUGAGGAUCAGUCGGACGAGUCCAUAGAGAAGUGUGGCUACGAUGCUAAGGCCCUCAACACCUGUGCAGCUCAUGAGUUCCAGUGCGGCAAUGGUGAAUGCAUCCACCUGAACUGGAAGUGUGACGGGGAUGAAGACUGCAAGGACAAGUCUGAUGAGCAGGAUUGCCCUCUGGUGACCUGCAGACCGGAUGAAUUCCAGUGUGGCGAUGGGACCUGUAUCCACGGAGCAAAGCAAUGUGACAAAGUGCACGACUGUCCUGACAACAGUGACGAGGCAGGCUGCGUCCAAGAGUCAGCAUGUGAAAGUCCCAGCAAGUUUCAGUGUAAGAGUGGAGAGUGCAUUGACGGAGGCAAAGUGUGCGAUUCACAUAGAGACUGCAGGGACUGGUCUGACGAGCCUCUGAAAGAAUGUGGUAUUAAUGAAUGCUCUAUGAACAACGGUGGUUGCUCACACAUAUGCAAAGACUUGAAGAUUGGUUAUGAAUGUGAAUGCCCGCCCGGAUACAAGCUUCUGGAUAAAAAAACGUGUGGAGACAUAGAUGAAUGUGAGAAUCCAGACGCUUGUAGCCAGAUCUGCAUUAAUUACAAGGGGGACUACAAAUGCGAGUGCUACGAGGGAUAUGAGAUGGACACCCUGUCCAAGAACUGCAAAGCUGUAGGCAAGAGUCCAUACCUAAUCUUCACCAAUCGCCACGAAGUCCGUAAGAUAGACCUGGUGAAGAGGGACUACUCUCGCAUCAUUCCCAUGCUGAAGAAUGUCGUGGCGCUGGAUGUGGAGGUGUCAACAAACAGAAUAUAUUGGUGUGAUUUGUUCUACCGAAAAAUCUACAGUGCCUACAUAGACAAAGCGAGUGACACAGCUGAGCAGGUGAUUCUGAUAGACAGCCAACUGAACUCUCCUGAAGGACUGGCAAUAGACUGGGUUCAUAAGAAUAUCUAUUGGACGGACUCUGGAAACAAGACCAUCUCAGUGGCCACUGCAGAUGGAAGCAGAAGGAGGACACUUUUCAACAGUGACCUCAGUGAGCCAAGAGCCAUUGCUGUUGAUCCCACACGGAGGUUCAUGUACUGGUCUGACUGGGGAGACAAAGCUAAGAUCGAGAAAGCUGGCCUGAAUGGCGUGGGGCGGCGAGUGCUGGUGACUGACAACAUUGAGUGGCCAAAUGGCAUCACACUUGAUUUGCUGAAUCAGCGUCUCUACUGGGUAGACUCCAAAUUGCAUUCACUGUCCUGCAUUGAUUUCAAUGGCAGCAACAGAAAAGUUCUAAUCUCUUCUGUUGACGAUCUGAGCCAUCCUUUCGGCUUAGCAGUGUUUGAGGACAGAGUGUUCUGGACUGACCUGGAGAAUGAAGCAAUCUUCAGCGCAAACAGGCUGAAUGGCUUGGACAUCUCCGUUUUGGCAGAAAAUCUCAAUAAUCCUCAUGACAUCGUGGUAUUUCAUGAAUUAAAGCAGCCCAAAGCUCCAGAUUCCUGUGAGCUCAGCCCCCAACCAAAUGGAGGCUGCGAGUAUUUGUGUCUUCCUGCACCUCAGAUCUCCCCCCAUUCUCCUAAGUAUACAUGUGCCUGUCCUGACAAUAUGUGGCUGGGUCCUGACAUGAAAAAAUGCUACAAAGAUCUUCCAACUACUUCAACUACUGUUCUGGCAUCUACAACUGCAGCAUCCCGUACUGCCAGUACCACGACCAUUGCAACUGUAAUCGGCAGUGCCAAUAACACUGCUGAAGUCAUCCUCAAAGCUGUAUCAGAAGCUACAAUCACCACCCCAAGUUUUCAUUUACCUUCAACCACAUCCAUCCUUAUAGAUACUGAGAUAACCACUGGAAACAGCAAUUUAUCACAGCACUAUGCAAAUAAUGACCAAGGCUUUGAUUCAACUGUGACAGCAGCUGUUAUUGGAAUUGUCAUUCCUGUUGUGGUCAUUGGCUUGCUGUGCAUGGGGGGAUACCUCAUCUGGAGAAACUGGAAACGGAAGAAUACUAAAAGCAUGAAUUUUGAUAAUCCAGUGUAUAGGAAGACAACGGAAGAGGAAGAUGAAGACGAGAUCCACAUUGGGCGGACUGCCCAAAUUGGACAUGUCUACCCAGCGCGUGUGGCAUUAAGCUUAGAAGAUGAUGGGUUGCCAUGAGGAUGAAGUUGCUGCUCCAAACAACACACUGAACAGAUUUGCUCUGGAUCGCCGAACUUACUUCUUUUUAAUCAUUAUUUAUGUUGCAGAAGGGUAACCACAAAGUUAUAAUGAACUGCAAACAUCCAAAGGAUGUGAGAGUUUUGUAUGUAUAAUCUUUUAUACACAUUUUAACUUGCUGCACUACCCCUUUGUGAUAGUGAAUAAGCGACAGCUGAGCUACUAACUCAAUGUACAUAACCAGCCAGGCUGAAGGUUCAGUAGCUAUUGCUUUAUUUUAAGACUAUAUUUAUAGAUAUUUUGUAAAUAUGUUGAAUAUGCUUUGUGGCUAUCCAUCAACAUAAGUAAAACAAAUUUUGUACAGGCAGGUUAGAAAUAUUUAUUAACAAAAUCUGGAUUAUAAGAUCUGUUCUGUAAAUAUAGUAGAGGGGUGAGAGUAUUUAUUUUUUGUAUGUUUGGCUUGCUGUGCAUAGAUUAUCUGUGUAUAUAUCUAUCUAGUCUAGAUAGAUAUAUAGGAAUAUAAAUAUAUACAUAUCUAUAAAUAUAUACAUAUAUUUUAAAUCUACUAGCCUACGUUUAUGAAAAUUAAGGAUAAUUGAAUUUUACAGGAUUUUUGAGAAGUUUGCUUUGAAAUCUAAAGACACUGAGUAAGAGUGAGCUGUACUGUAAGAGAGCUGACUGCUGAAGCACUCCCCUAACAGACCUCCUCUUCCAAACUUGCUCGUAGAGGUGGUUUUUCCAUUUUCCAGUCUACCCAGAACGAUUCACCUGCAGUGCUUGUAACUAAAGAGCUAUUGCUUUAGAGCAUUGCUGUCAGGAGAAACUCCUACAGUGCCCAAUUUUUUUUGUUCGUAUCAUUGCUUUUUACAGCUUGGAACAAAUUUGAUUUAGGUUUUUUGGUUGUUUCUAAAUGUAAAUCUAAAUGUUUUUCCCCACUGGGAAUCUUGCACCUCUCAAAUUAGCUUAGAAUGAGUAGAAACAAAGAUUUAGCCGUAUACUUCCAUACGCCCAAAGUGAGCGCUCUCACCUGGCUCAUCAGGAAAACAAACCCAACACAGUAACAGAAGUUAAUUCCUUCCCUCCUUGCCCUUUUCCCCUACACAUAUUGAUUAAGAGCCCAGAUUUAGGAGAUGCUAUGGGGCAACAUCUUAAUUCCCUGUACAUUGACUCCUUUGAAGCACAGCACUUCUCUUCCAAAUUACUGCCAAAGGAACACUCUGCACCAUGGUAGAUCUCCCAUGCCCCAGAGCACUAGGCAAGGAGGUUAAAGGAGGUAAAAAUCCACAGCUGUAGGAACAGUGCCUGUGGCUGGGCCAUCCUGUGUCCUGCAGAAAAAACAGUCUUGUCUCAUCUCAUUCAGUAAGAUUCUCGGGGAACUCCACGGGAAGCAAAUGCACUUACCUAUCACUGCAUAACAGGCUAGUACCUCCUGAACUGUACCAAAACCUAGAGAAAUCUUCCCAGCAUUCUUACAUCAGUCCAAGGUUUUGUAUUCAAGUGAGUAGAAGAAACUCAGCCUGAAUAGGUUUGGGGUUUACUUUUUUUCCUUUUGUUUUUCUUUCUUUUAGAAUAAAUUCAGUGUAAUGUGAGCUGGAAGUUGAUUCUUGACUGAGAAAAGGAAGAAAGUGUCUAAAGACCUAGUACGCAUCACAAACAUAAUACAUACUCUCCAAUACUUUGUGGCCUGCAUAGACAAUACAGAAAUAAUCAAGCAUCCUUCUAUUCCAAUUUUAGAUUUUAAGGCAGUGAAAAAAUUGAGAUACCCAGUUAUUGUUUUAAGGUUUGAAGCUCUGUUUCUACAAAUCCAUGCACUGUGUGCAUGAAGAAAAAAAACUGAGAAAGGCUGUAUGUGAUAACACUGUAACUAACAGAGGAAUGUAAAUAUAUUUGAAAGUUCUACAGUUUUGAUACUUUUUUAAGAACACAUACACACAAACAAACCUGUAUAAACCAUGUACAAAAGGCUGCAGUUUUUUUCAAACCAUUGUAAAUGAACCCAAUGUGCAGUGCUGAUUUCAACCUUUACAGAUUUGUAACUACUGAGAAGUUAAACACCAAAUUUGUUUUUUAAGAAAUUAAUUAUUUUAAAUAAUGGUUCAGAUUGUUAGGAUGAUAUUUAACAUUGUAAUCAUUUCUGAUCUGUCUUGUCAUAUUGAAGUUCUGUUAGAGUAAGUUCUUGCUUGGUGCCUUUUGUGUUUCAGUUUUUAUGUUACAGACAGGACCAGGGAGGGGCGGGGGAGGGAUCUGCUCUGUGUAACACUUGCUGUACUUACAUCAAUAGGGGUUACUGAAAACCAAAUGAACACAUUUGUAAAACAGUGCACUGUUUCUAUAGAAAGAUUAAAUUUUUUUAUCUGGGACUACUGAACUAAUUAUAGUGCUUAAAACACUGGCCUAGACCUGGGACAGUAUCAUUUUGGUCUGAGUUUUCCUUUACUCUUAGUUGUCCAAACUAUUACAUGUUAUUACAUUAUUACAUGUGUUCAAGGGCUAGCUGCAAACUACUCAAUUUCUUUGUACAGUUUUUGGUAAAGCAGAUCUACAGAAACUGAAAAACUCGUUACAGCCAAAUACGCAGUCUUCUGCAAUCCUGAGAAAAAGGCAGAAAUGCUGCUAUUCUUGGAGUGACAACAGGCAGUCUUACAUUUUCUUUCUUAAGCAUACAAACAAUCUCUUCUGUGGAAAUAAAGCCGAAAUGAGAUCCGCUGUACUAGAAGUACAAUGACAGCUUUAGUUGGAGAUGCAAGUGUGUCAGAACUAAAUGUGCCGGUAGCUCGCUCGCUCUUCCCCUUCUCUUGUGAAAGUGAAAUCCUACGUAAGAAACAAGGCUACUGUGAACAAGGAGGGAGGACUGGAGCCAUUUUCUGAAAUGGAUGGGCAGUUUGGCUCCUACACAAACUUACCUACGAUGUUUCCCUGAGCAGGUGCUCAAAUGCUUGAAGACUUUUCUCCUUUUAGCUAUUGCUGUACGUCCCCUGUGGUCUGUCUUUGUGGGAAAUCUACUGCAUAACUUCACUUAACAUUCACGUAAUCAGCCAUGGGAUAAAGUAGCCAUAAAUACCAAUAUCCAUUGAUACGUACCAAGACAACCAAAUUGGCUUCAAAUGACUGUUUGUUUUCCUACCCCAGGUAAUUUGCAGGAUACACUUGAGCAUUAGAAAUCAGAGCUCUGAAGACAAUGCCACCUUUCACUUCCAAAAACUUUUGAAGCAGUGCAUUUAUUGAACGGAUCUUUUAGUCACUUUUUCCUCCCUAAAGGAACACUGCUAAGCAGCUAGCACUUCUCAGACACAAAUAGUUAUUACCAAACUAAUACAGACUUAUGUACUGGCAAAUAUUGGUGGUUUAAUUUUCUAUUUAACUGAAAAGAGGGUUUUGUUACUUUAAAGUACAUCCUCAUUUAAGUUAAACAUUUUAGCAGAAUAAUAUGGUAGCAAGUAGAAUAACCAACAACAAAAAAUCUCUCCAGGUCUAAACAGAGAGGACAGCACAAAUGAAAAGAAGCAGCAGAGCCUCAUAAAGGAGCCCAAGACCUAUCUGGGGCACUGAGGUUUCAGGUAUGCCUGCCAAAACAACUAUCUUG
Messenger RNA from Grus americana (Whooping crane), 7008 nucleotides. RefSeq names its product LDL receptor related protein 8 (gene LRP8). NCBI's taxonomy places the organism in Eukaryota, Metazoa, Chordata, Aves, Gruiformes, Gruidae. The record is from RefSeq and is a predicted model, not a curated record. The transcript is spliced from 19 exons. Gene Ontology annotation, molecular function: protein binding; calcium ion binding. The coding region runs from base 72 to 3425 and encodes 1117 amino acids.